UUUCCCAGUGAUCAACUCAAACAUGUCCAUGGGCCUAAAAGCUCUGCCCAUUAGCAACUGAAGCUUGUGCUACCUAUUUGCGAAUUCCAAUUCCGAGUAUGGUGGAGAGGUUCUUCCAUGGCGGCCAAACGGAUUAUCGCCGCCACCUGUCCAACCCAAUUAUGCUUCUCUCUGGUCCUCCUUCUUGCGGGAAAACGUCUCUGCUGUUCCAGUUCGCAUUGAAUACCGCCAUAGCUGAGGGAAAUGAAGCUGGCAACCCAGCAGUGAUCUUCAUAUGCAACCGCAGCAAGUUAGAAAGCAAACCCCCUUAUCUUUCUCAUGGUAUUGACCCAUCUUCUGAUGCCUUCCAACGCGUACAGAUGAAGUAUGUGGAUGAUGACGAAGGGAUCAAGAAGUACUUUGCUGCAUUCCACCUGUAUGAUAAAUUUCCAGCAGCUGUGAUUAUUGAUGAUUUUGGAGACUUUUUCAACGAAAGGGUAUGUCAAGAGAAAUAUGGGAAUCCUCGCGGAAGGGACUUGGCAAUGGUUCGGAUUCUUGCUUUGAGCCAAAAUGCAGCAAUGCAUGCCAAUGAAAAAGGAAAUUUCAAGCUUUUGCUUUCUGAUACCCACCAUGGGGACUCCCCAAGGUUGCUUUUCAUCUAUAAACGAUGGGUUUCAUCUAUUUUCACCAUCAAAGGUGAUGGCAAAGGAUCCUUUCUUCUGAGAAGAAACAGGAAUUUGGCAAGUGGGAAAUGUGAGAGGAAAAGGACUGCCAAGUACUCCAUAGCUCUUCAAUAUUUAUUUUUGGAGGGCUUCGUUGAAGAUGAUGAGAAUAAACCAGAUUGUUCCUAAUUAAUUCCGGCACCAUAUGGAAUGUCGAUUCUCAGUUUUCCAGACAGAAAACUAUUUUUCUUUUCCAUGAUAUGACUUGUAAAAUAUGUGAAAAUCUUUCAUAAGAAAGUCAAGACCUUUUCUAUAACAAUCAAGUAGUGGAAAUGAAAAUAAUGACAUUUGGAUUGUAAUA
Messenger RNA from Jatropha curcas, 1002 nucleotides. RefSeq names its product tRNA dimethylallyltransferase. Gene Ontology annotation, biological process: double-strand break repair via homologous recombination. Gene Ontology annotation, cellular component: Shu complex. Gene Ontology annotation, molecular function: single-stranded DNA binding. The record is from RefSeq and is a predicted model, not a curated record. NCBI's taxonomy places the organism in Eukaryota, Viridiplantae, Streptophyta, Magnoliopsida, Malpighiales, Euphorbiaceae.